This is a messenger RNA of Anopheles funestus (African malaria mosquito), 8429 nucleotides long. It is a transcript of the gene Set2, whose product is annotated as probable histone-lysine N-methyltransferase CG1716. Bases 253 to 8187 code for a protein of 2644 amino acids. Gene Ontology annotation, molecular function: histone H3K36 methyltransferase activity; protein binding. NCBI's taxonomy places the organism in Eukaryota, Metazoa, Arthropoda, Insecta, Diptera, Culicidae. The transcript is spliced from 4 exons. Gene Ontology annotation, cellular component: chromosome; nucleus. Gene Ontology annotation, biological process: regulation of DNA-templated transcription. The record is from RefSeq and is a predicted model, not a curated record.
UCGGUUGUAAUAUUUUACUGUACAGAAAUCACCCUCAAGUGUAGACUCGACUUAACACAUAUGGGUUUGUUUUCCGAUGCAUCCAUGUUCCAUCGAUGUCAAAGUUAACAAACAUAAGCAAUUUGUACGAGAAUGACCGCCGCCAUCCUACGAAUAGCACAGAAUACGCUAUGCGUGGUGUUUUUUUAGGCUAGGGUAGAAGAAAUCAAUCUCAACAAGCCAGUUAAUAUAAAUAAACAGACAUCCGUUACGAUGGGGCGUAAGCGCGGAUCUGGAUCAAAGAUGCCCGUUGGAGGCAGAACGAUGGAGUUAGCUGGAGAAUCAUCCGACAGUAGAAGCCGCAGCAGUGAUAGUGGAGGGCGUUCUGCAUCGGUCACACCGGUUCAAGAAAUGUUAGUGUCUAGUGUUGGCCGUGGUCGUAAAAGGGGGAGAGGUGUGGGUCGAGGCGGACGUGGACGCGGUGCUCGCAGCAACACAAUCUUGCAAAGCGUUGAUUCGCCUGUACCGCAAUCAACCGUAGAACAUACAAUCGGUGAUGGUGGCGACCAGGAUCAGAUGGUGGAAAUGAUAGAGAUACUGGACGAAGAAACGAGCAAAUCGCUAGAGGGAACCGAAGGACAAGAUUCAGUUGUUGUGCAGGAGGAGAUCACGGCCGAAGGGAUGUCGGAGGAAGUGCAGCUGUUGGAUUGUGAAACUAUUGAAGGUGAGACAAUCGUCAUCACGGAGGAGACUGUAGUAAACGAUGGACCUAGCAGAACGGUGCUAGUAGACGGAGAAACGUUGGUGUACAUCGAGGAUGAGACUGCAGGUGGAGAAACCGAGGCAGCGGACAAUGGCGCCGGUACGAGGAAAUCGAAAAGGCAGGUAAAGGCAACGAACAAAUUUCGCGACUUUGUUGUAGAUGCUCUUCUGCCGAUGAAUCAGGUAACGUACACAACCAACUGGGAUUUGCAAGCUAGUUCUUCGAAUUUAUCUACGUUAUUCUUUGCACAACAGCCUGUGCGUACAUAUUCCAGCGUGAAGUCGCCGAAAAGAGUAGCAUCGAUAGGCGGACUACAGCCAAGUACCAGCAAACAGCAGCGAACAUCGUUUGCCACAGUAAUGCCGUAUGAAGCGGUCAGCGAUGUAACACCGACAACGUCAGCGGCUGUUCGUGGUGGGUCGAUGGGAGCUAAGAGAGGCAGAAAAAAGAAAUCGGUCGUCAACACCAUACUGGAUAUUGCGGGUGUUGAUCCAAGUGAUGAGACCAUUCAGCUCCCGCAGCCAGAAGAGCGGAAUAAUACUUUAAUCUCGCUCCGAAUCGAUGGAACAGUGUUCGGUGAUGACGAUAGUAUCCAUAGCUCAAGCUCACAGGAACUGUGCGAAUCGACUCUUGCGAUAGGAACCGGUACAAAGGGUAGAAAAUCACGGGGUGGUUUGACAAGCAGUGAAUCUGAACGGCCUGCUGGUUCUACCUUCAUCAGACGGUCGUAUAAAACUUCACACAGUUCCAACUCUCAAUUGGAUGCGAAGUUAGAUGAUCCCGCUGCGGAAACGGAGCCGAUCGCAUAUGAAAGUAAAGAUAGCCUUACUGCUAACAGUCCAGAACCACCGGUAGUAGAUGAUGAGGACGUAAUUGUGCUUCAAGCUGAUGAAAUUAUCAAUGAUUCGUUGGAGAGACCGACGUCCGGCAGAGGUAGCCGAGGUGGUCGUGGCAGUCGUGGAGGACGUGGAUCUCGAGGUGGUCGCGGUAGUCGUGGUGGUCGAGGAAGCCGAGGAGGUCGCGGGAGCCGAGGAAGAGGAGCUGCCCGAGGUGUUACCGCAGGAGAAGGAAUAAGCGGAAGUAAUAUCAACGUUGAAGAAUUGCAUCAGGAAGAAGAAAAGGCUGUUGAUGCAGCUCCUGAGAAAACAGCAUUACGAAAGGAGCCUACAGAGACUGUGACUGUUGCUGUGGAAAACGUCCUUGAGAUACCUCAAGCCGAGAAUGUAACGAUUGUGCCAAUGGUAGAAACAAACGUGGCACAAAGUGAACCAAUCCAAUCGACAUCAAAUGUAGGUACACAAGAAAAAGAAACUGCCGACAAAUUACAUCCUACAACCGAGAAUAUUGAUGCAGUGGCAACUAGCGAGGUGUGUACAAAGGUCACAUUUGUAGAACCUGUGCCACAGGUUGAAAGUGCGACUGUCGAAAUCAGUAUCGAGAAGGAAUCAACCCUCCCCCAUCCAUUGGCAUCAGAUGAUAAAUUGGAUCGCGUUCAGGAUGAAAACCCCUCUCAGCAACAAACGGAAGAACACAAGUCAGAUGAUACGAUGAAGAUGGAAUCUGUUCCACACGAGGUGACAAAGGAAGUGGAAAAUGUAAAUCCUGAUCGGAACCUCUCCGUAGACACAGAUAAAUCCGACCGACACAAAGACACAGACAAAUUCGAUCAAGAAAUACACAAAAAAGAAAAGCGUGAACACGAACCGAAGCAGAGUGGUGCGGGAAUAACAAAGAAGACCCCAGGAAAAGAACGUUUGUCUAAAGAUUCACCUGCCAGCAAGGAAAAACAUCGUUCGGAAAAAACCACUCACGACGAGGAACGAUCACGUGAUCCUCGCAAAAAGGAAAAGAAACGAUUAGACGACGACAGUCGCAAGAGAACACAGUCGAAGGAACGCGCUGAUGAUAAACACGACCGGCGCCACGGCAGCGAUGCGGGACGUUCGAAGGACGAUCGAAAGCUAAGCAUCGAUAAAGCAUCAUCGGAUAAAUAUAGUUCAGAGCGUGAGGCACUUGUCACCAGCGAGGAGAAGGCUAAAAAGAAGCACGGGGACAAAAAAUCAAUCGAAACACCGAUUAUUGCAGAACCAAAGGACACGAGCAGCUUAACGGAAAGCAGCUCAAACAGCAAAAAACGUUCCUCGAUGGUUCCACCCCGUCCGGAUAAACCAAAAAAAUGCUUUGAAUCGGAACUGAUAGCACUGGAACUGCAGCCUAUAUCUCGUAAGUCAAACGAAGAAUCACGCCGACGAGGAGAAACGAAGGAACGCGAUGAUUCUUCGUCGUCGUCUUCAUCUCACCGCAAGGAGCACAAGCACAGCAAGCACAAGAGCUCUAAAUCAUCAUCCUCCGAAGUGGUGCCGCGGAAGCUAGAGUUUGGUGGGAGCGGAAGCAGUAGCAACCAAAAGUCGAGUCGUUCGAAGCUGGAGGAUGAGAAACCGCGUGCCGAGGGAGAGAAGGAUCGUAAUCGGAAAAUCAUUUCCGGUGGCUUCCUGCAAGAGGAAACUCACCGCGAUCGUUCGAUAACGAAGAAAUCCAAAUCGAAAGACAAAAGAGAUUCAUCCAAAUCGAAGAGUGGCGAAAUUCCGUUGGAAAAGGUUUCUCCAUUGGUAGAGAAACGCACCAUCGAUAGUCCCCAUAAGAAACCUUCACACGAAGAACAAGCCGUUGCUCAAAUGGUGGAUGGUGGUAUCACAAAUGAAAAGCAACUCUCUGAUGCACAUAGAACAUCUCCCGAAGCGCCGAAAAUUGUCACAAAAGCCUCGCUGAAGAUGUACAAAAUGGAGGAAAGCGUUGUGGCAACCGUGGAAGCAGACCAGCUGCCACCUUUCGUUACUAAGCCAGCUGAAAUUGCAACUCUUGAGAUGGUCGAAAUGAAGGAAGAGGAGAAACAAAUAAUGUUUCCUCUGAAGGAAGAACCACCAAUUCCUGAACCAGUACAGGUUGAAACGAAAGUAGAGUCAGAGGAAUUAAAGCACCGCAUCGCACCGAAACCGGACUUGGAGGAGGAUGAAAUAUUUAGCGAAGCGGAAACGCUACGUUCGGAAUCGAUGGCCGAAUUGGAUGAAAGCACCUUCCUUUCUAGUGGUGGUUUACCGUCAGAAGAUGACUCCGGUGUUCGGAGCAGUGCAAGUUCUCCAUUUGAUGUAAUGUCUUGCGAGGAAACGAAUCCUGCCCCAAUGGUUCCAGUAGCUCGAGACCAAGACCGUGACUCACAGCGAGUCGACAAGGUACGAUUGGUGGAAAGCUACAUUGAUGAUGGUGUCAUCCGUCGCUCGACACGCAUCAAGACGAUCAGCUCGCAGAAACAACGCACGAGUGGUCAUGGUUUGGUGCGUGAUAAGGACAGGUUAAUGAAGAAAUCGAAUGUUUCGAUUGGAUAUGAUGCGUGUGUCGCACCACCAUCCUUUGGUGUUAGCGAUGCAGGAUAUGCGAUGGGAGAGCCGGGAAUGCAAGGCGGCCAUCUACUGCCAGGUGGUGGCGUAGGCAGUGCCAGUGGUCCAGCUUGGCCCGUCAUUGCUAAUGAAGGGGAUAGUAUAAACGUGGAACUUUCGGAAGAAUACCUGCGCGACAUGGAGGAAAAGCUAAGUCGGUUCGAAACGAUACGCGAGAACAUCUACCAUAGCGAUCGGAUUGUGAGUAAGGAAGCGAAAAAGAUGACCUGUGAUUGUUUCCUCACCUCGGAGGAAAUCGAACGGGGCGAACACGGCUGUGGCGAAGAUUGUCUCAACCGACUGCUGAUGAUCGAGUGUGGAUCACGCUGUACGGUUGGUGAUCGAUGCACAAACCGUCGGUUUCAGCGACAGGAGUACGCACACUGUCAGGUGUUUCGGACGGAGAAAAAAGGCUUCGGCAUACAGGCGAGCACACCGAUCGCACCGGGAGAGUUUAUCAUGGAGUACGUGGGAGAGGUACUGAACAGUGCACAGUUUGACGAACGGGCGGAGGCUUACUCGCGUGAAAAAAACAAACACUACUACUUCAUGGCACUGCGAAGCGAUGGGAUCAUUGAUGCCACUACCAAGGGUAAUAUCUCGCGGUUCAUUAACCAUUCGUGCGAUCCGAACGCCGAAACGCAAAAGUGGACCGUAAACGGUGAGCUGCGGAUUGGUUUCUUCAGCACGAAAUACAUCCUCCCCGGUGAGGAAAUUACGUUCGACUAUCAAUUUCAGCGGUACGGACGGAAGGCGCAAAAGUGUUACUGCGAGGCGGAAACCUGCCGUGGUUGGAUCGGUGCGAAACCAACCGCCGAGGGAGGCGAUUCGGACUACGAGGAGAUAGAUGACGACGAUGAGGAGGAUGAGGGCGAGGAUGAGGAAGAGAGUGAGGAAGAAGCGGAAGGUCAGAAGCUUGAUCAGGAUGGAACGGUAGCGUUGGGUGAGCCAUCUCCUCAACCGGGUGGUAAGGCUUCAAAGGCCGCUCUAGCAACUGCAGCCAGCGAUAGAGCGGAUGGUACCAAGUCGGAUCUAGAGUCGGGCAUUGCAGCGACCUCGGUAGCACCGACGGCUCUACCAGCAAAAGUGAAAAAAGCGCGUAAGAAACGCACAACGAUCCGCAAGAAGCGUCGUCUCGAAAUACACGAAGAUCCAGAUCUGGAUGAAGAAAUCAAUAAUCUACUAAAGACGGGCCUCAAGAACCAAGCACACACGCUGAAACUGUCCCGAUUGAUGGUGCGCGCAAAGGACAUCAAAUCACGCAGCCGACUGCUAACGUUGCUUCAGAGCGGUGAGCUGCCCUGUCGUCGUCUGUUCCUCGAUUACCACGGACUGCGUUUGCUGUACGGUUGGAUAUGCGAGUCGACCGAAUCGAUCGAAGAUCUUAAGUUCCGCAUACAAAUCUUGGACACGCUAGACGGGUUGCCCAUCUCUAACAAGACGAUGCUGAAGGACAGUAAAAUACUGCAUACCGUGGAAAAGUGGGCACGUGUCGAGAAAGGAAAACAUCCGGUCUGUCCCACAGUGCCGAAGGAAGAACAGGUGGUGGCGCCUGUUGCGGUGUCAGCUGACAAGAGCGACAAGGAAGUAUCGCGCACCAGCUCCCCGAGUGACAACAGCAAUGGUGCGGGAAGUGAUAGCAGCAACCAAGCGACAGCCGAUAGGCAACAGCAAGCUUCGAAAAAGGACGUGCUUGGAAGUGUGGAGGUGUUGAAAAACAUGCCCGAACUGUUGAAGUUGGCCGACUUGGGUAAAUUGAAAGAGAUUAUCAGCACGUGCGACAAGGAGGUGGAAAACAAGGAGAAAGCAGCCGCUGCCGCUGCCGCCGCCGCUGCUGCUGCUGCUGCUGCUGCUGCUGCGGCUGCCGCUGCCGCUACUACAUCCACCGCAUCAGAUUCGAUCGCCGCGAGUGUCCUGCUGUCGGACAUAAAAAUCCCCGAACCGGAAGACGAUAAUGCGCCGGAAGAGCAACGGCUUGGGACGCAGAUUCGCAUUCUGUGCUGCAAGCUGCUCAUCAGCUGGAUGAACCUGAAGGAAGUGUUCCGCAUUCCGAAGAAGGAGCGGAUCGAGCAGAUGAAGGAGCACGAACGGGAAGCGGACAUGCGCUACCAGGCAUUGGGACUGGAGAAUGACGAAAAGGACGAAAAACACCACCGUCAUCGGGAUAGCCGCGGAUGGAGCGACAGUCGGGGGUUGCGCGGAAGUGAACCGAAACGCCGUCGCUCACUGGACGAUCGCGAUGGUCCGUAUGGGUUGAACAGUAAGCUGAAGAGACCGCCGCCGGGUUUGCCGGGCGUGGGUGGUUAUAUCCCGCUCAAGCAGGACAAUCUGUCCAAGCAGCAACGGCGCCACCUGUUCGAGAUGAAGGUAGCCCACGAGGAGGCGGAAAGGCGCAAAAAGGAUAUGUGGAUGAUGCACGAGAAUGCGUGCCUACGAUUCGGGCUGAACCCGCAUCUGACCGCACCGAUGGACAUUCCGGUGCGCAUGAAUCCGGCGACCGGUGAAUACUUUUCCGAGGACGAUCGGCUCCUUCCAACACCGCCCAGCCAUGCAUUCUUCAAGAUACAACCACCACCGAUGUCGACGAAUCCGGACGAUUAUGAGCUGCCGCCGAUGAAGCUGCCAGCCUACUGGCGCUUUGCGAUCGAUCCGUACGGGCGGAUUUAUUACUUCCACGUGAAGGAUCGCAUCGCGCAGUGGGAUCCACCGAAGAAGCCGGGCCGAACGGUGGGCGACUUUGCCGACGAAGACUUUUCGAUAAGCUCCGACUCUAGUACGACCGAUACGUGCGAUUCGAGCGAAGAGGAACUGGCUAUACAGUUGGAACAGUUGCUGAAGAAGAAACGCAAACAGCAGUCGAGUUUUAAUCUGGAUGAUGUUUUAGCGAAACCGGACGACAUGAACGACGAUAUGUCGAAAGCCUCGGUAAAGCGUGAAUCCGGCGAAGGUUCACCGCAGAUGCUAACGCUGGAGGAAAUAUUUGGCGAAACAGCAACGAAUACGGUCACGCCCGAUGAGGCCACCUUGCAGCAGCUGCUUCCAAGAAGGAAAAGGAAGCACAGCACAAAGCUGGUGCAGGCCCGAAUCAUUAGCCCCCGAACGGAAGAGGACAAGCAGUACGGCCAGAUGGAAAUGAAGCGGUACAAGGAAACGAAGGAAAAGCUGCGCAAACGGAAGGAAGAAGCGAAACGGUUACGGGCCCGGAGCGUUUUCUCCAAAUCGCUUACGGAUAAUCCAUUCGGUGGUCCGCUGGAUAAGGCAUCGCUGGCAGCGAAUACGGCAGCGACGGAUGUGGCCGGUAACAGUGGCAUCGGUGGCGGUGUCGGUGCCGCUGGUGAUGCUUCACUGAUGGACGACGAUCUCGUCGUGUCGCACAAGAUCGUCGAGGAUCAGUUCAUCGUGGAUGAGCUUGAUAUAUUGACCAAAAAGAAAAAGAUCUCACCGUACGAAGAGUGGAAGAAGGUACAGCAGCGUUUGGGCAAGAAGCGCAAAUCGGCGGAAGAGACGAGCGAGAGUGCGGGCAGUGGGGGUGGGAGUGGUGCUGUUGCUGCUGCUGCCGCUGCCGCUGCUGCAAGCAGUGGUACAGGGGGAGUGACACAGGCACCGAGCACCGAAAGCGGUAGUGCUUCCGCCACGGCAUCGGCGAAGCUGGCGAAACGAAAAAAAUCCAGCAAGGGCGAUCUGAACAGUGAGGAAGCGAAGAAAAUUAAGGAAAAAUUCCGAGUCGACAUUGCGGGCGUGAUUGUGCAGCAUUUAAGUAGCUAUCGGAAGGAUAGCUGCCCGUUGGGACGUAUCACCAACACGGAAGACUUCAAGCACCUUGCGCGAAAGCUAACACAUUUCGUAAUGUUGAAGGAAUUAAAACACUGCGACAAUACCGUGCACGAGCUGGAGGUGACGGAUUCCGUGAAAACAAAGGCCCGAGAAUUCAUCAAAAAGUACAUGGCCAAACAUGGACCGGUGUACGUUCGCGGUGAAAAUGAGCCGGAUUAUUCAAACGUAGCACUUUAAUCUUAGGUAAAUGGGUAGAAGAUUCCUUGUUAAAUGCUAAAUUUAAUUCUUGGCCGAAGGACUGACUAUUCAUCCGUUAAGCACGAGAAACCGACAACGGUUGCGUUCAACCCACUGCACGGAAUUAUUUCCACAUGAAUUAAUGCAUUGUGGUGUGCAUAAUAUAGUUUCUAGGUUUAUUGCAAUUGGUUGAAUUUCUUACAAUUAGUUCAAAGUAAAAUAAAUAACAUGUAUAUAUUGUA